AUGGCCUUUCAAACCCAGCUGCCAGACGUACCGGUGAAGCAUGCAGACUUCAUCUCUCACAUCGAAUCUCAUCCCGAUACACCAUUGCUCGAGAUUCUUGAGCCAUACAAACAAUAUGACGCAAAGCUUCGUGAAGUAUUCGCUCAGGAACCGAAUCAUCCUGUGCUGGCGGACCAGCAUCUCAACGUUGUCCCUGUCUUCAAUGGUCACUCUUCCAGCCUCCGCAUCCGAGCGCGAGAUCUGGCCUCAGAGUCGCAAGAAGAGAAAGAACGAUACAUCAUGCCGCUUAACGCGGACGAGAGACAUCCGAAGGGUUCGCCUGCCAUUGUACAAGAGAUCAAGGACUUUCAGCAAAACUUUGCGCUGUUUUGCGAGAGUUCUCUGGUGGAUCUGGAUUGGAGUAACGUUGUCGCUGCUGGAUCCAGUGUGGUUACGUGUCUAUUGCCUGUUCCAGACCAAGCUAGUAAAUCGAAAAAGGCGCUGAGGCAGUACUACCACGAGACGAUUGCGCCGGCGAGUGAUGUGGAUCUCUUCAUCUAUGGACUCAACGAGGAGGAGGCUGUGAAGAAGAUCAUCGAGAUCGAGCAACGUAUCAAGGAUUCUAUUUUGACGGAAACCACAACCAUCCGGACGAAGAAUGCAAUCACUAUUGCUAGUCAAUACCCGACUCGCCACAUUCAGAUCGUACUACGCAUCUACAAGUCGAUCUCAGAGAUCCUGACAGGCUUCGACGUCGAUUGCUCAUGCGCGGCCUACGAUGGCAAGCAGGUCUGGGCCGCGCCGCGUGCCUUGACCGCGUACAUGACCCAAGCCAAUACCGUUGACUUGACGCGCCGCUCUCCAUCAUAUGAGAGCCGCUUGUCUAAGUAUUCUCAUCGUGGCUUUGAGGUAUACUGGCCUCUGCUGGAACGCUCACGCGUUGAUCCUACAAUCUUCGAGCGCAACUUUACACGUACUGUCGGUCUUGCGAGGUUGCUCGUGCUGGAGCGUCUUCCGACAAAGUCGGAGCGGGAGGCGUAUAUGGAUGAGCGUCGGAGAGAACGUGGGCGCCCAUCUAUCAACCGGUAUCGGAAUUUUGCGUUGCGGGAUAACAUCAAGGAUAGGUAUGAGGAUGAGGUUGCCGAGUGGGUUGAGCAAGAGGAUGUAUCGGACUAUCAUACCUUCACCAUCCCCUACGGACCGAAGUACCAUGCCAAGAAGAUCGAGAAGCUCUUGUACACCAAAGAUCUGCUCCUCAACUCAGAAUGGAACAAACCCAAGGAUCGUGAAGUCAAUCUGCAUCGUCAUCCUGCCUUCUUCGGGUAUGCCGAGGAUGUCAUCAGCGACUGCUGCGGCUUCUGCCCAGAACCAGUGACGCCUGAGGAACACGAUGUUGCAGAAGAAGAGGCUAAGAUCUACGUUUCUGGAAAGAUCUCUUUCAUUGAGGAUAAUCCAGGACGCCAAGCAAUUGGCUCAUUUAAUCCCAUCACUGACGAUGACUGGACGGAGAUGGCUUACGUCGGCAACACUGCUCGAUUGUGUCAAGCCAUUGUUGAUGAAGAUCUGGAUCAUGUGGUGGACUGGCUCGAGCAGGAGGGAUCCGAUCCCAAUUGCCGUGACUACACCGGCCGCACGCCAUUGCACUUGGCAGUAACUUCAUCGACCCCUGAGAUCGUCCGCGCACUAAUCGAUCAUGGCGCCCGUCUCGUGGCCCGUCUUGCUGACGGAAGAACGGCCCUGCAUUUGGCUGCUGCCCGUGGAAAUGUGGAGAUGGUCCGGAUGAUCAUGCAGAAGAGUGAAGAAAACGAAGAAGAAGAGGCAAAGAAAGAAGACAUUCGAAAUAAGGCGCGCAUAGCUGAGAGAGAAGCCAACAAAGGCGUGACUGGCGAGCAACCAACACCGGCUAAGGAGGAGGAAGAUGAUAGCGACGUCGACAUCAUUGAGAAAGACGAGGCCGACUCUGAUGAUGAAGCACGUACGACAACGACUGAGAAGUCCUAUGUUAAAGUCAAAGAAGGGGAGAAGAAGACUGACGACGCGGUUCCCGAGGAAGACGAGGAAGAUCCAGACGUGUACGACGUGAACGUGCUGGCAUGGGAUCUGCAAUGCUCGCCGCUUCAUCUUGCCAUUUUGAAUGGUCAUGUGGACGUCGUCAAGGAACUCGUCCAGUCGUUUGGUGCCGAUGUCCUUCUGCCAAUAAAACUGCUCAAUCAGCACGACAAGUCACCCAGGGGUGCUAUAUUGACCCUGGUGCUGUCCCUGAACCUUCCACUAGAGAAAGCCAAAGAGACGACCAAGACGCUACUUAGCCUGGGUGCGACUUCCGCCCAAGCUGACACCAAGCAGCUCACCGCGCUCCACGUCUCAAUUACUGAGCCUUCCAUACUCGAUACUUUGAUAAAUGAUGACGAACCGGCAGCGAAGCGCGCGAUCAAUCAUCUUGCUAUCUUCGGGUCAUCUUACAACCCGUCUGCGCGAAGUCCUCUGAUGAGUGCAAUAUACAAAGGGAACGGCCUCGCCGCGUUGAAGCUGCUUGAAUCUGGGGCUGAGCCUAACAUAGACUUCAAAACGUGGAUGAAAUCUGUGGAGACUCAAUUCGCCAACAUGUCUCGGCAUGACUCAGCACAGAAUCACAUUGCGUUCACACGAGACGUCGAACAGCCGAUCAUCCUAGCAGUCGAAAACGAACUUCCGGACAUUGCUCUCCGUCUCGUGGACAUGGGUGUGGAUCUCGACACCCUCACUAAGUUUACCAAGCAGAACCUUGAAAGUCGCUACAACUACAAUCAAAACGGCAUGGCGUCGUUGCUUGACAUUGUUCGGAGGAAGAUUACCAGCCUUCGUGCCGAAGUCGGUGGUGGCAAAGAGUCAGCGAAGCCCUCGUACCCUCACAUCAACUUGAAAGACGGAGUCGACUACCUGGAAGGCAUCGAGCCCGGCACGUACAAACAUUUCAUCGCCCAAAUCCAAAUUGCUCGUGCACAAGAAGAGGAUAAGCGAGCCAGGGAGAGGUAUGAAGAGCAGUGCAAGACCAACUCUUUCACUGAGCGCAAGGGCUGGCAAGCAAGGACCCAAGCGAUCGAAGCGUUGGCGAAGAAGUUCGAGGAGCUUGAGCAAACUUUGGUCAGCAAGGGCGCGAAGACGUUCAGGGAGCUGCGUCCGGACGUCGAAAUUAAGGAGAAUGGUUACAUGAACUACGGCUACCAACCGACACAACCGACUCCUUUCGAGAUCAGGUUCCACUUCUCCGUGCAUGACCUCACGGACGAUACCCAGGCUGCCUAUGCAAAACUAUUCCAAGCCGCCUGGGACAACGACCUCGAAACGAUCAAGGUCCUGACCCUAGCUCCGUGGGAAGGUAAUGACCCGCUUAGGGUUAGUGUUCAAGACGGCGAAUUCAACAGCAUCUUCGGCAUCACAAUUCUUCGUGGUCAUCGCGAUCUUGCGCGGGCACUCGUUGAAAUAUGUUAUGCGCAAUACCAGCCACCGGGAGAAGAUGAUGUCAAGAAGUCCCGCUACCGACUUGCGAACGAUGAUGAAGACGACGAGAGUGAAACGAGCGACGUUGCCCUAUACGAAGAGAUCGUUGAUGAUAAAUUCACAAUCGAGAACAUCGGCGAGCUUUCAACACAGGUCAAGAGCAGAGUUUCGCCUCUUUCGUUCAUGGCGGCGAGCGUCCAGACUUGGAACUACGUCAAGUACUUUCUCCCAGAAAUGCAAAUCACCUGUGGCAUCGAUAACCGCAAGAUCGACAUCCCAGGUAGAAUAGAUUCUACAUGUUUCAUAGGAACCUGGGCUGUCAUCACGAACGACAAGUCGUUGUUCUCAUUCCUCCUUGAUCUUGACGUUGAGUGGACAGAUCGCUUGGCUAAGAGGCUCGAUGGGUCCUCUGGCAUACCUUCCUUCUCCGGGUUUGAUUUUAAGUUCGCUAUUGAAUAUGGUCGUACGGAGCUGCUGGCUGAUAUGAUUAAGCACUCAGGUGCGGGGAUCGAGCUGGAGUCAUUGGUCAAGAACUCUGGCGUCAAGUACCGCGAGAAGCCCAAGUACUACCAGGGUCUCAGUGUACACGGAAAGAAGCGUCCCGGAUGGAUCAAUGCCGCUCGUGGCACCUAUUCGCAAGGUGUCUCAGACAGCGAACCUCCACUGUUGAGCGCCGCCUUCAAGGGAAGCCUUCAGAGUGUGGAGUGGUUCCUCAGUGAUGCGCCAGCCCGCCACUAUCUUGAUUUUGCCGAAGCAUACAAGCAUGAUAAGUACAUCGAGCAUCUCAACAAGAACGCAGGCGGCUUCGAAAGGCUGCUCAGGAAGUGGUUGGGCACUCGACGUGAGCUCGCAUUGCAUCUUGCAGUAAUGGCAAAGCCGAGACCGGAGUCCUUGAAGCUCAUCAAAUACCUCCUCGACACGAUGCCCGAAUCCCUAGAAGUCAAGUCCACAGACGGACAUACACCUCUCCUACUCGCAUUUGCACUCCACCGUUUCAGCGCUGCCAAACUUCUCAUCGAAGCGGGCGCAGACCAGACUGCACGUACGUCUACAGGCUCUAACCUCCUGGACGUACUCCUUGUCGAUCCCUACUCUAGUUCCACGAACAUGACCUUUGAUGAUAAACCACUGCUCAACAGCCUGCUGGGCCUCAUCGAUCCUCGGCUCAUCCCUUCGCUCCUCACAGAACGCACGUCCGUAUUGAACCCCGGGUCCCUCACGCCUGUCGCACACUGGAUGAGGACGCACUGUGGCCAAUGGAACCAGGAAGAAACCCACACCGAGAUCCUCGAAGCCCUACUUGACUUUGCCGCCCCAACCAACUAUGAGUUCCUCGAGCUACUGGACGGCUCCGGCGACACGCCGCUGCACUGGGCAGUGAAAAACAAGCGCUCCAGGUGCAUCACCGCCAUCCUCACGCGUCGCCCUGACCUUCUCUACCGCGAGAACAGCGUCGGCCGCACCCCGCUCGAAAUGGCAGAAGACGCAUACCUUGCAGACCGUGUACGCGACGCGCCGAAUCUUUACUACGGCAACAGUCAGUCUAUUACUAAGCGCCAAAUAGAGAGCUUCGCGGAGGACUACACUCCUGCCAAAACCCUACAAAGCGUAGAACAUAUCUGGAGUAUUUGCAAGGGUUUCGCGACUAAGUCGAGCGGGAAGAGGAAGCUGGUGAGCUUGCUGGAUGCGAAUGAGGUUGCGAAUCGCUUGGCGAAGAGACAUAUGGGUAGGAGGAAUGUGCAGACUCUUACGUCGAAUGACGAAGAGGAAGAAGAGGAGGUGGCGAGGGAGGUGGAUGAGGUAAGGGACUGGUAUCGUAUGGCUGUGAAGGGGAAUGGCAAAGAUGAGGAUGUGGAAAUGGUGGAUAGGACGCUUGGGACAGCGUAA
Didymosphaeria variabile is the source of this 5346-nucleotide messenger RNA. RefSeq lists its product as uncharacterized. NCBI's taxonomy places the organism in Eukaryota, Fungi, Ascomycota, Dothideomycetes, Pleosporales, Didymosphaeriaceae. The coding region runs from base 1 to 5346 and encodes 1781 amino acids. The transcript has 6 exons. The record is from RefSeq and is a predicted model, not a curated record. Gene Ontology annotation, molecular function: protein binding. Gene Ontology annotation, cellular component: cytoplasm; nucleus.